AUGCUCUGCGAAGGCGCCGAAAGGAGCAGCGAAACCAAUAACUCACUUGCCAGGAAGGAGAAAGGGUGCCAACUCGGCCUGUCUGAUCGGAGGUUCAAAUUAGAGAGUUAAAAUACCCACUUCCUAUCCUACCAACCUUUUGAUUUUCUUUUUUUUUGUGGUUUUCCUCGUUUUUUCGAUCCGCGUGUUUAUUCAAUUCUCGAAUAAAUUUACUUUUGCAGGCUCCUACCGGAUGAGAUGUCACGGAUAUUAACCUUACUAACCUUUUUGCUUCAACUUCUUCCGUACUCACAAGCCUACGAAAGUUCACUGCCAAUAUCGGGUUCCUGUCAGUCACGAUGUCUGAAAGAAGUAAGCCAAUUCUUUUUUGGAACCAAUCUAAUUAGCCUCGCAUUGCCCAGCAUUGCAUCUCAAAAAAAACUUGACUUUUUGUUCUCUCCUUACCCUUUUCCAACAUCGGGACCUCAAUUAUAAAACUUUAUUGUUUCCCGUGGAGUGGCUUUGGAUGAAGCCUGCCAGAUGCUUUGGCGUGGCUCACAAGAACGGCGGCGCUCAUGAUUUUUAUGUACCCCAGAGGAUGUGACGGAGGUUUAAAUUGGAUGAGAUUUGGAAAAUGUCAAAGCGUUUAAAGCAAUCGUCUGGAACAGCGGGGUCUACUCUUGAAAACCUCUGAAGCCAGAAAUAAUUGGAAUUAAGGAGAAAUCAAAUUUAUCUCAAGUUCUUUGUACAAGUAAAGAGCAUUUACUGUUCCCGUUCUACUGGGAUCCACAUUUUCGCCAGUGGAGAAAAACGAAUAUUUUUAGUUUAAAAAGUUUCAACACGCCGCUCAUCAUCUCACGAACUGUAUAUUACUAUCCAAACUUGGAUUUUUCAGUACGGAUCCCGUAAAGAAGUGCUGAACAAUCUGGAAGAAACCGUCGCCUUCCUCGAGAUCUUUAACAAUACUAACUUCUCCCUGGUAAUUUCUUUUCUUUUGUUUUCUCUUCAAUCAAACUUUUUACAGUGCAAACUCGGAUGCAAAUCUCCGGGGGUCAACGACUUGCCGCUUGGACCUUUCCUUUUCGGCCAAACGGCAUACAACACACUCGUUACCAACUUCCCUGGUAUUACUUUUUGAUUUUCAUCUCAAAGACUUUUGUUUUUUUCAGACAUUCCUCUUCGGGAUGAAUACGUGCGUUCGGUCUCCUUCCUGUGCGCUGAGAACUCAACAGGCUUCGUCCCAAACGACACCAUCAAAAUGACGGGAAAAGUGUUCAUCGACUUGCUGCCAGGGACGGCCAAACUGAACUUGGUGCACAAUAUGGAAAUUGUUGUCCACGACACAGAAAUCCCGUCGGACGAGAGUAUUCCGACGAUUCUCUACCAAACUUGGGUUCGUUUGCGCCAACCUUUGUUUAUAAAGUAAUAAUAGUAAAGAAAAAAGUCCAUUCUUUUUAAAUUUUGACUGGACGUGAUAUGAUUCGAAACUUGUUUUCGGUCGAACAAAAAACUUAUCAGAAACAGUUGAGAGCUUUUUUCUAUAGUUAAAAUUGAUACUGCAGUACCACAAAACUAAAAGGGAAUAUUUAAAACGCAACCUCAACAAACUUAUAAUUUUGGUCAAUUUUCUGUUGGAACUGGUACUACUGCUUCACUAUCGUACAAUCUUUCCUGGAAGCGUGACUUCCCGAACUCAAGGCGCGGCUCAAGUGGCUGCGUCCGUAGACUGAUUAUCUAAGUUGCGGCAGCCUUAAGUGGCCGCCACAAGUAGGUUGUCCUGAAUUUUUCUCAAGAACUCGUAUCCCAACAUCCUCCUAAGACAUUCCGGUCAAAAUGGCGGUGAGAGCGGGAUUAUUCAUGCCGUCGGCUCAAUAUUUGGGUCUGAGUUGUUGAUAGAGCCGAUUCGUCUUCCCACGGUCCCGGUUUUGGCUAGCGCCCAGUGGAGCUUUGUAUUUCUCGAGUAGUCAAAUAGAAAUCGAAAGAUUAGACGAGAGCUUGAGAGCGAGUAAUUUUAGGAGAAUUUAGAAACCUUUGAUGGUUACUCGAGAAAAAAAAAUUUUUCUGCUCACCCAGAAUCUCGUUCAACUGUCGGUCGGCGGUUUUCAAGCACAAUCUCAAAUUUUUCCGAUAGCAAACAAUUUUGUUAUUAGCCGAAACAAAUAUCAAAUAAUUUUUUUUCAAAGUUACAGGGCCGUUUUAACCAUCUAGCUUUUGAAUAGCUUUCCUACUUGUUUUGGCCAAUAAAUCAUGAAAUGGGGCAGAUGUCUCAGGAUAGUUGCAAAUGGUGUGUACACGCGCUCUCACGGCAGCGUCGAGCGGAUUAGUGAAGCCGUUAAAAGCGGUGCUUUUGGCCCGCAAGGUCGUGACACUGCCAAACAUGACAAGUCAAGGGAUAAAACAUGUGUCACACUGAAGUUUUCUCGAGAAUGGACUAAUGUUUGAAAGCAUUCGCUUGUCUUUUAAGUGGACCAACCAUGGUUUUGAAGCAAUUUUUUUGGCAAUUUCUAUGAAAUACAAAAGAUUUUUUUUGAUCUCAGUCCUCGUAGCCAGUCACAUUCGAAUGUUUGAUCUCAGGUGUGAUUCAAAUAAAGUUUGGUGAUCUUCCGAUCAAAAAACCAAUUUCAGUGUUACUCCACCACUUGCAACUUUUCGCUCGAAUACGUGCUGCCAGAAAAGAACUUCACUGAAAGAAAGGAGGCUUUUCAAAUCCGUCUGUUCACUUUUGAUGAAUCUGGUCCGACCGGAAAGAUUGUCCUUUCCCGUUGGUACACCUACGAACAAUUGGUCUACGUCGCCAACGUGCAAUUCCUACCCAUGGAGAAGGUUUCAGUCAAACUCGCUCCGAAAAAUGUUUUGUUCUUACAGAAAUGGCUCGAUGACAAGGCUUCUGUCCUUUUCUUCGUCAAGACACCUUCUCAGUUCGAAAUUCCGGCGUGCCGACUUUUUGUUUCGUAUCGGAAUAUUUUCGCUCCUCGAAGUAUUCAUUUCCCUUACCAGAUGGUAUGGAGCUGUUUUCACUCACUCAAUAAAAGGCUUUUUUCAGGACUCCAGCAAAGCUCUCAUUCUGAAAAAUCUAGAUUUUGAUCAAGAAUACACGCUAAAGCUGGACUACUCGAAUGCCACCGACCGUCUGGCCAAGUUCAGACAGAGCGAGACCCACUUUAACGUCCCACAGUGCAUGCAUAUGAUCAACGACUCCACCAAGUGCGGUAAGUACACUAUUUAUGGCGAUAAGACCUUGCCUUCAACAAAAGAUUCCCGAUCAAUGAGAAACAAGCGCUGUUUGGUAAAGAAAAGUCAUUGUUUUGUGAUGGAAAGCCUCUGAAAGAGGCGUCUUUGUUAUUUUCGGGAUAUCGGUGGCAGAUCUCAAAGUGGAGCUAUUAAUCUUGGUCAGACAUCCAUUUACAUCGGCCCGCGCGUGAGAUGUUCAUUUGAAUCUGUAGAAUGGUUGGGUUAACGGGGUCUUCAUUUUUUUUUUGUGAUGAACGUAAUUUUCAACAAACUUCUUUUUCAGCUCCACCAGCGAUUCCGAAAAUGUCGGCCGUCUGGAAUAGCUCUGUUCCGGAUGUCAAUGUCGUUUUGCUCACUUGGACUUACUACGCAUUCGGUACAGAACUAAAUUAAAUAUAUCCGUGAUACCAAGAUUUUAGACGAAAAGGAUAAACGGGAGUCUGACGAAGUUAUCGCCUACUCGUUGGCCAUUUCUCAUUUUGAAAUUACCCUGAUUCCAUUGAUUUCAAGUGUAUCACUGCAUUGCGAAAAAGUGGAUCCAAUCCGUCGAGACGUUCCUUGGGUAUACUCUGGAGAACUUCAAAAGAUAAUUAUUUCAUUCAGACCCAACGAAAAAGUGCCAUUUAUGUUUCCACUUCGGACUGUGAUUACAUCGCUGAGAUUCGGGCCGUUGACAUCAAAAGACGAAAAAGCAGCGAUUUGAAGAUCCAUGUGAGGAUUGAAUUGAGAGCAACUUCUUAUUUGAGAAUAAUUCAGCUUCAUCGGUACUAUGAAGAGUAUCGGUUUUUCUCGGCGAGCAAUAUAUUCUAUUCUCCUUUGGUACAUAAAAAUUUUUAAAUCUUUAGAAAUUAUUUUUUUUAGCUACUUGCGUUCAUGGUUUUUGCUCUGUUGGCUCUUCUUUGCCUCGCUGCGUUGAUCUUUUUCUCAACAUUGAAACGUCGUCGGCCUUUCACGAACUUACCUAAAAACGUUAAAGUGUCGUGUGACUCAAGUGAAACUCUUUUUUAUUUAUGUUGAGUAAAAGAAAGGUUCAGAUAACCCUAAAGACGUUACCAGGACAGAAGUAAUUGCUCAGUCAGAAUAUUCUCCAGCUUGGCCUCAGCUCCCGGUUUGCGUGAGUUAGACUCUAGGAACUUGAGAUAAUUAAUAAUUUCAGCAUGGUCUAGUAAAUAUGUCUGACGGCCUGGCCAAGUUACCAGUUUCGGUUUGAGCGGAUUGUGAUAAUUUGUGGAAUGACCCUUCUUCCAGGCUGCGGUUUAUCACGAAUACAAAAACACGGACAGAGAGGAGCGUUACAAGUGGAGAGAAAAUCCUGAGAAAAACACUGAUGAGGAUGAGGAAGACGGUUACGAGACCAUCGAUGAACUGAACGAUUCUCGCGAAAGCGAAAAAUCUGCUUAUCGUCCGGUGUGUUAUCGAUACUUCAUAACGCAAAAAAAAUUUUUUUUUUCAGCAUUUUUAUCGAAUUCCGUCCCCUGAUGACCUAAAUACCUUUCUCGUGCUGCCCAAGUUUGCCGCCUUGGCCGAAUUUGAGCCUAUGUAUAGGUAAUUUUUUGAAAGCUACAUUUUUUUUAAUUGAAACCUUUUUAGCGAACCUGUCGAAGAAUUGAAAGUGACCAAGAACGCUGAAGACGACAUUAGCCCAUUCUGGCGAUAUGUUAAGGUUGAGGGCAGUAACCUCAACUCACAUGAAUUGAAGUGUGGUUUUGGCAGUGGUGAUUAUGAAGUUGGAGUUCUUUCUAAGAUGGGAAUUGCAGCAGCGAGUGCGGAGCUGAGAACGGAACUUUGCGCGCUUCUAUCAUUCCAGAGAGCAAACCGACGUCAUGAGAAUAUCAUGUACUUGCGCGGCGUUGCGACAUCAUCAGUGGGCGACUUCGAAGGAAAGAAUGUGAGACUUUGAAGAAUAAAGAAAAUGAGAGGAUAUGAAUUCCUGCAUCAAAAAGUCAAUUGUUGACUUCAGAUUAUUGGCAUGCUGUUUGAACAGUGUCCUGGAGGCACUCUCAGAAGGUUCCUUCGUCGAGCCGGCACAUCUCUGAGAAGAAUUGCCCAAACUACUCAUUAUACCUCUGCGACGCCGAUCGUCCACGGCACUCUCCAGAAAAAGUCCAAUUUGGCGCCUUCACCGCCUUCUUCCGGCUAUAACAGUUCCAAUCAGGGCAGUGGCGCAAAGUAAGAUUUUCGGCAAAAUUACGAAUUUUACUGGAAAAUGAUGCGAAGAGAACUUCAAAUCUUCCCUUUCUUUGACUACCUCAGUUAAAGUUGAAUAAAAAGGAAAGAGAGGCAGAAUUAGCCUAAUUUUCGUAUGACAGUCUAGUGGGAAAGCCUUCAUUUCAUCUUUAAAGCUCCCCAAAAGUUUAUUCAAAAAAGAAAAUUAGGGCUGUCAUCUGUUUAAACUUUCCCUACGAAAAGAUGCGUUUAUAUUUUUUCAAAGAGAAAUCAUAAAGCAAUUCCAAAAACCUUCAAAAAAGGUAGAACAUCACAAGAUUUUUAAAGAGUUUUCUGGUGAAAUUAUCAAAUAUGUAAAACUUCACACUCUAACAGCCUUCCUCUUGGGGAAAUAAUCGAUUAACCAAGAUCUUUACCUCUCUUUUCAGCACGCCUGACUCCUACAUCGAAAGGUCGGUCCACGUCUUGUCAACUCGCUUGUGUCAGUUCGGAGCUAGCAUCAUUUCAGCCAUAGUGAGAAGACUUUUAAUUAUUCGAUUUGCAUAUUUUGUGUUCAGGAGUACUUGCACAGUCAUGGCGUUCUCCACAGACACAUCACUUGCAACAACAUACAGCUAACCAGAGGUUACAUCGAAACGUUGGAGAUCCCCUGCGAUCAAAAAGUCAAGCUCGCCGACUUUGGUUCGAUCCUCUUCUUUGAUUAUUUGUUGAACAUAAUAUUCAGGAUGGGCCUGUGUGCCGAAUUCCUGCAGGCCAGCGAUGCCGGUUGAGAGAAGCGUGGCGCCGCCUGAGGUCAUGGCUGGAAAGGAAUACGAGUCCAGAGGCGAUAUGUUUGUUCCUACAAAAGUUCGAAAAUUACUUUUCUUUCUUAAUUUAGUUGGCAGUUUGGAAUCUGUUUGCUGGAAAUGGGAACUUUGAGUGUCUCCAGUGAGUUCCACCGUCAUUAUCUUCCAUCCGGCAGUGACCUUUUGUGAGGAGAAGAGUGAUUUUAAAGAUUAGAUGAAAGUUUCAGUGACAAAUCCAUGGGUGCCAAAUUCCUCAUUGAGACUUCGCAAAAAUGUGUGGUCUUUCGUGGAAGGCCCAACGCUACAGCAGUCAAGGUUUUGUUUAUAUUUUCAGUUACAAAUGCCCGCGAAAUUGUCUGACGAGCGUUUUGCGGUUGAAAUAGAAAGUUUGAAAAAAAAUUUUUUUUUGUAGUCCUUUCGGGGCAAUUUUGCAAAAUUUGACGUUUUGAUGAACUGAAUAUUUUCAUUUUCAUAAUUCCAGGAACACUUCAAAAAAACUUCCGCAAGAAGUCGGCUUACAGCGUCAGCUCAGGAGACCUCGAUUUAA
Caenorhabditis auriculariae is the source of this 6708-nucleotide messenger RNA. The record is from the annotation of a GenBank genome assembly. NCBI's taxonomy places the organism in Eukaryota, Metazoa, Nematoda, Chromadorea, Rhabditida, Rhabditidae.